UCGAACGUUAGUUUCUCGCGCGCUAAGCAAAGCUGCAGAACUGCAGGAGUUGUAGGUGUAAAUCUCAUUUUACAGUCUUGCCGAGUGUGGACGCUUGUGACGGCUCUUUAUAAAGAGCCCGCAGUUGAAGAAGAUGGACCUCGGCAAAUUCGAGGAAGAUAACUCCCAAAGCUGCCGCCUGUCGUCGGCUGUUCCAGAGGUGUGUAAGACCGAGGACUGCUGUCUGGGGAUCGACGAGGCCGGACGGGGCCCCGUGCUCGGCCCCAUGGUUUAUGGAAUCUGCUAUUGCCCCAUCUCGAAGAAAACCGACCUUCAGGAUUUGAAAGUUGCAGAUUCCAAGACCCUGUCGGAGGUGGAGCGGGAGAAUCUGUUCGGCCAGCUGGAGGAGGCCAACAGCUACGUGGGCUGGGCCCUGCACAUCCUCUCCCCCAACACCAUCUCCACGGGCAUGCUGCAGAGGGCGAAAUACAAUCUGAAUGCCCUUUCCCACGACACAGCGAUAGGGCUGGUGCAGUAUGCGCUGGACUGUGGCGUGCAGGUCAAAGAGCUGUUCGUUGACACAGUGGGCCCAGCUGAGAAGUACCAGGAGAAGCUGUCCCAGCGCUUCCCAGGCAUAGUGGUCACGGUCCGGCCCAAAGCUGAUUCCCUCUUCCCCAUUGUCAGCGCCGCCAGUAUCUGUGCCAAGGUUUCCAGAGACCGUGUGGUGAAGUCCUGGAAGUUUGUGGAAGAUCUUGGAGAAGUGGACACAGACUACGGAUCGGGGUACCCCAACGACCCCAAGACUAAAGCCUGGCUGGCCAAGUACCUGGACCCCGUGUUCGGGUACCCCCAGUUUGUGCGUUUCAGCUGGAGCACCGCGCAGACCAUCAUGGAGAGCAAGGCUGUGCCUGUGCACUGGGACGACGACGAGCAGGACGGGGAGAAGGCGGCGGCCAAGCAGAACUGCGCCUCCAUGCUGUCUUACUUCAGCCGCAAGAAGCCGGAGAGCGCCGGGAGAGAGCCGCACCGCUACUUCGCCGAGCGGAGACUGGAGACGGUGGAGAACCUGUGAGCGCCCCUCCCCCACUGCACGACGGCCCCACAGACAAGCAGGUCAGGAGGGGGCGUCGACUUGCACCGGGGGUGCAGGGCAUCGCUACCGGAACAUCCACCUCGGGCUUCCGUUUCCAGAAGGUCUGAUGGAAACCUGAAGCCUUCUCUCCGCAGUACUGUCGAGCUGAGCCGACCUCAGGGAUGAUUUCGUUAGCCGUUUGAGCCAGAGGGGAGAGUUUCUGAGACCAUGUCGCCGCUGGAGCACAAAGAGAAAAGGAGAACGCGUACUAAUCUGGUGGACAGCAGAACCCUCAGCCUCCUAGCUGUGCGCAAUUUGUUUCAAUUACUUUUUCCACUGUGCCAGUGCGUGCCGCCUGGACUAGCAAUCGACACCCUUGUGGCGUGAUGUUGUCUUGUGACUGUUUCUCAUUAUGGAAGAAGGGCACAUCUGCAAAAAACACGGCUCCUUGUGAUAGAGAGAGGCCAGCGGUCCAUCUGCCCUCAAAUAAAAUUUGUUCAAUUUCCAGGUUAAAUUCAACAGCGGUAGCUUUGUGGCGGGAUGCGGACUUGGAACUUGUUGAUGGAAUUCCGUUACCCUGGUAACCUUGUGCUGCAGUAGCUACGUUAGUUACGCUGCCAUGGCAACAUAGUCAUGUUUCCUCAUGAAGAAUUCCAGGUUAGAUUACCAGUCCUGAAAUCUGAAAGGACUGCAGGAGCAGCAGCACAUAGACAGCAAGAGAAGUGCUUGAGAAAGGUUGUAAGUGUGAGAACAAACCAUGCUGUUUCUGGAAAGAACAUGGCUGGGUAACUUGUUCCACACUCCCACAACUCUUUGUGUAAAGCAGUAUCUGUAGCAUCCAUGGGUGUCUUUAUUAAUCUCUUUCAAAUUAAACCUUCCAGCCCUG
This is a messenger RNA of Lepisosteus oculatus (spotted gar), 1937 nucleotides long. It is a transcript of the gene rnaseh2a, whose product is annotated as ribonuclease H2, subunit A. Gene Ontology annotation, biological process: mismatch repair; DNA replication, removal of RNA primer. Lineage: Eukaryota; Metazoa; Chordata; Actinopteri; Semionotiformes; Lepisosteidae. Gene Ontology annotation, cellular component: ribonuclease H2 complex. The record is from RefSeq and is a predicted model, not a curated record. Gene Ontology annotation, molecular function: RNA binding; RNA-DNA hybrid ribonuclease activity.